CUACCUUUCACUAGUUGUUUAUCAUUCUUAAAUUAGAGAUAACUAAUCUUUUUGAUUUAUGACACCUUCUUAAUACUUGGAAUUUUUAUGAUUCAUUCAUAGAGCUAAAAUUUUUAUAAUAAAUCAAAUAAAAGCUAUUUAAUAAAUUCAAGUAGCUUUUUUGUUUUACGUUCAUUUUUAUAAUUUAAAAUAUCACAAUCCAAAACAAAUAAACUAUUUUUACUCAAGGUAAUGUCAAAUUUGAUAGAUUAAUACAAUUUGCUAAACCAGAACCUAAGCGUGAUGCACCCAUUGCACGAAUUUAAGAAAAAAUAUAUCAUUAAUUAGUUAAUUAGAAGGUAAAAAUAUGAAAUAAUAAGAUUAAUUAAUUAAUAAUAAAAGCAAAAGUUGAAAAUAAAAUGA
Messenger RNA from Tetrahymena thermophila SB210, 402 nucleotides. RefSeq lists its product as hypothetical. NCBI's taxonomy places the organism in Eukaryota, Ciliophora, Oligohymenophorea, Hymenostomatida, Tetrahymenidae. The transcript has a single exon. The record is from RefSeq and is a predicted model, not a curated record.